This is a messenger RNA of Panicum virgatum (switchgrass), 1060 nucleotides long. Its product is annotated as senescence-specific cysteine protease SAG39-like. Gene Ontology annotation, cellular component: lysosome. The coding region runs from base 41 to 1060 and encodes 339 amino acids. The record is from RefSeq and is a predicted model, not a curated record. The transcript is spliced from 2 exons. Lineage: Eukaryota; Viridiplantae; Streptophyta; Magnoliopsida; Poales; Poaceae. Gene Ontology annotation, molecular function: cysteine-type endopeptidase activity.
AUAGCAACAGGAACCAGUAGUAAACUCAGCAGAACUGGUCAUGGCCAUCUCCAAGACGGCUUUCCUCUUUGCCAUCCUUGGUUGCAUCUUCUUGUGUAGUUCUGUCCUAGCGGCUCGUGAGCUGAGCGAUGCAGCCAUGGUGGAGAGACACAAGAGGUGGAUGGCAGAGUAUGGCCGUGUCUACAAGGACUCAGCUGAGAAGGCGCAGCGGUUUGAGGUGUUCAAGGAUAACGUUGCGUUCAUUGAGUCGUUCAAUGCUGGGAACACCAAGUUCUGGCUUGCUGUCAACCAGUUUGCUGACCUCACCAACGAUGAGUUCAAAGCCACCAAAGUGAACAAAGGUUUGAAACCAAUCUCGACAAGUGUUCCAACUGGAUUCAAGUAUGAGAACAUGAGUGCCAAUGAGCUUCCAACAGCCGUGGACUGGAGGACCAAGGGAGCCGUCACACCUAUCAAGAACCAAGGCCAAUGUGGUUGCUGCUGGGCAUUCUCGGCUGUAGCCGCCAUGGAGGGCAUUGUCAAACUGAGCACCGGCAACCUCAUCUCACUCUCCGAGCAAGAACUGGUAGAUUGUGACAUCCACAGCAUGGACGAGGGCUGCGAGGGCGGCUGGAUGGACAGUGCCUUUGAAUUUGUCAUCAAGAACGGAGGCCUCACAUCCGAGUCCAGCUAUCCAUACAAGGCUGUGGAUGGCAAGUGCAAGGGUGGAUCCAAGAGCGCUGCAACCAUCAAAGGUUACGAGGAUGUGCCAGCCAACAACGAGGCUGCACUCAUGAAGGCAGUGGCCAAUCAACCCGUGUCCGUUGCCGUCGAUGCAGGUGACAGAACGUUUCAGUUUUAUUCCGGUGGUGUGAUGACUGGCUCCUGCGGCACUGAACUUGACCAUGGGAUCGCUGCAAUUGGGUAUGGCGUGGAGAGUGAUGGCACAAAGUAUUGGCUUUUGAAGAACUCAUGGGGCACCACAUGGGGAGAGAAGGGAUUCCUAAGAAUGGAGAAGGACAUUUCUGACAAACAGGGCAUGUGUGGCCUUGCCAUGAAGCCUUCCUACCCCACAGAGUAG